Molecule: messenger RNA, 2127 nt
Organism: Orycteropus afer afer
Lineage: Eukaryota; Metazoa; Chordata; Mammalia; Tubulidentata; Orycteropodidae
Gene: LPO
Product: lactoperoxidase
Exons: 12
Coding region: 1-2127 (708 amino acids)
Biological process (GO): response to oxidative stress
Molecular function (GO): heme binding; thiocyanate peroxidase activity
Source: RefSeq, a predicted model, not a curated record
AUGAGGGUUGUUCUCCAUCUCCCAGCCCUCCUGGCUUCUCUGACCUUGCUCCAGACUGCAGUAUCUGCCACAAGUGCACAGACCACCACUGCUGCUGACAUCUCUGAUGCUGUGAGUCAGGUCAAGGUCCAAGUCAACAAGGCCUUCCUGGAUUCCCGAACUAGGCUGAAGAUCUCUAUGAGCUCACAGUCUCCCACCACCCGACAGCUCAUGGAAUAUCUCAAGCAUGCCAAAGGCCAGACACGCACGGCCAUCCACAAAGGGCAGGUGUGGGAGGAGUCCUUAAAGAGAGUGACACAGAAGUCAACCUUGACCAAUGUCACAGACCCCAGCCUAGACUUGGCUUUCCUCUCUCAUGAAGUGGGCUGCGGUGUCCCUGCCCCUGUGGUGAAAUGCGACAUGAACAGCCCUUAUCGCACCAUUACAGGAGACUGUAACAACAGGAGGAACCCCACACUGGGAGCCGCCAACAGGGCGCUGGCGCGCUGGCUUCCCGCUGAGUACGAGGACGGGCUCUCUCUCCCCUUUGGGUGGACGCCGGGAAAGACGCGGAACGGCUUCCGUCUCCCGCUGGCCCGUGAGGUAUCCAACCAGAUUAUCAGCUACCUGAAUGAGGAUGUUCUGGACCAAAACACGUCCCUGCUUUUCAUGCAGUGGGGUCAACUUGUGGACCACGACCUGGACUUUGCCCCUGACACUGAGCUGGGGAGUAGUGAGUACUCCAAAGCCCUGUGUGAAGAACACUGUAUCCAGAGAGACAACUGUUUCCCCAUCUUGUUCCCACCCAAAGACCCCAAGGUGAAGACUCAAGGGAAGUGCAUGCCAUUCUUCCGAGCCGGGUUCGUCUGCCCCACUUCACCCUACAAGUCCCUGACCCGAGAGCAGAUCAAUGCUCCCACCUCCUUCCUGGAUGCCAGCUUUGUGUACGGGUCGGAGGCGAGUCUGGCCAGACGCCUACUCAACCUCAGCAGCCCCCUGGGCCUCCUGGCCGUCAACCAGGAGUUCUCGGACCAUGGGCUGCCCUACCUGCCUUUCGACAACAAGAAGCCAAGCCCCUGCGAAUUCAUCAACACCACGGCCCGAGUGCCCUGCUUCCUGGCGGGAGAUUCCCGAGCCUCAGAGCAGAUCCUGCUGGCUGCUUCCCACACCCUCUUCCUCCGAGAGCACAACCGGCUGGCCAGAGAACUAAAGAGACUCAACCCUCAUUGGGACGGAGAGACGCUCUACCAGGAAACCCGGAAAAUCCUGGGAGCCUUCGUGCAGAUUAUCACCUUUAGGGACUAUCUGCCUAUUGUGCUGGGUGACGAGAAGCAGAAGCAGAUCCCUCCAUACCAAGGAUAUGAUGAGUCUGUGGAUCCUCGGAUUUCCAACGUCUUCACCUUUGCCUUUCGCUUUGGCCACUUAGAGAUCCCCUCCACGAUGUCCCGCCUGGAUGAGAACUAUCAGCAGGAGCCAGAGCUCCCCCUGCAUACCCUUUUCUUCAACACCUGGAGGAUAGUCAAAGAUGGUGGAAUUGACCCUCUGGUGCGAGGCCUGCUGGCCAAGAAGUCCAAGUUGAUGGACCAGAAUAAAAUGAUGACAGGAGAGCUACGCAACAAGUUGUUCCAACCACCUCACAACAUUUAUGGUCAUGACUUGGCCGCCAUCAACAUACACCGGGGCCGGGACCAUGGGCUGCCUGGGUACAACUCCUGGAGAGAGUUCUGUGGCCUUGCCCAGCCCAAGACACUGGAGGAGCUGGACACUGUGCUGAAGAACAAGAUGCUGGCUAAGAAGUUGCUAGAUCUUUAUGGGACCCCGGACAACAUCGACAUCUGGAUGGGGGCCAUUGCUGAGCCCAUGGUAGAGGGAGGCCGAGUGGGGCCUCUCCUGGCCUGCCUCUUGGGGAAACAGUUCCAGCAGAUCCGUGAUGGAGACAGGUUCUGGUGGGAGAACCCUGGGGUCUUCACCAAGAAGCAGCAGGAUGCUCUGCAGAAAGUGUCCUUCUCACGCCUUGUCUGUGACAACACCCAUAUCACCAAGGUCCCCCUGGACCCAUUCCAGGCCAACAGCUAUCCCCAAGACUUUGUGGACUGCUCAGCAGUUGAUAAGCUGGACCUCUCACCCUGGGCCUCAGUGGAAAACUAG